Molecule: messenger RNA, 559 nt
Organism: Notodromas monacha
Lineage: Eukaryota; Metazoa; Arthropoda; Ostracoda; Podocopida; Cyprididae
Source: the annotation of a GenBank genome assembly
AUGACGAUAGAUGACGCUGAUUUGCUGGACCUCGCGAUUUGGGUCGCGUGGAAGAAGAGAAUGGUUGGUUUUCGAAUCGAUGAUUAUGGGAUUCGUAUCAAGAGAGGGACAAGAACUGGGUUCGUCAUGUUUCUGGCUGCCUUGCUUGGUUUUAACAUUGCUGGUCCAUGGGGAGCUUUGAUACUUGGCACAUGUGCAGCCAUGUACGCAAUAGAGGUGAUAUUCAACGCAUCUGAGGAUGAGGGCGUGAGCAUAUCGGAGUUCCUGUUGUUUUCCGACGAGUUUGGCGAGGGUCAGAAGAAGAAACUCACAGAUGCAGUGAGAAAUGCCAUAGUUCAAUAUGAAUCAGCGGAGUUUGCAGUUCUCAGCGAAAUGGUUGGAGCAUAUGAAGCUUUGCAAGAGAAGGUGGCCAGGACGAUUUACCAGUUUUUGAAGGAAUAUUUGUGCUUCCAUGUCAUGACUUUUCCGGAGGGACGUUAAUUGUUAAUAUUUUAACCCUGUGGACAUUGACAAUAUUUGUGUCUGUCAUCUGUGAUAAAUGAGUACUAUUCUAGCCGCA